Messenger RNA from Candoia aspera, 4235 nucleotides. It is a transcript of the gene SFI1, whose product is annotated as SFI1 centrin binding protein. NCBI's taxonomy places the organism in Eukaryota, Metazoa, Chordata, Lepidosauria, Squamata, Candoiidae. Gene Ontology annotation, molecular function: phosphatase binding. The transcript is spliced from 32 exons. Bases 307 to 4005 code for a protein of 1232 amino acids. The record is from RefSeq and is a predicted model, not a curated record.
UGGCCCCGGGCCGAAGGGAGCCGCCUCUCCCUGCUGCUGCUGCUGCUGCUGCUGCUGCUGCAGGCGGGGAAGGGCCGGGCCGCCUCUCGCUGCAGCCCCGCGGGGGCCCCGGGCCGCCCCCGAAGCCCCUCGCCCACCCCGCGCUCCGAGCCGCUUGCCACGGAGGGCGGGUCGGAAUUGGGCGGCCCAGGAACGGCCGGCCGAAGGCGCGAACUCGAGACCAACCGGCUCUCCUCUUCCUCCCUGCGACCCGCCAGAAAACGGGGGCUGUCCCGGGACCGGGAAGGGCACGGGCCUGGCCGCCCGAUGGAGCGAAGGGCCCGGGGCAGUUCGAAGUUUCAAAAGACACAGAAAUUGCCUAAAGAAUGUGUGGGCAGACAGUUGAUACCUUCUCACCAUAAUGGAAAUUCAGGGCAGAAAGGGAGUUGUGGGAUAUUAUAUCGUGUGACUUACACCUGGAACCGAGGUGGGAGGUUGAAAGAACUUCGUAUAAGACACCUGGCAAGGAAAUUUCUUAAUCUGUGGAAGGAGAAGACAUUUGGAAGAGUUCUGCCAUCCAAGGCCAGGGCCUAUUUUGUUCGGAAGACACUGCAGAAAACCUUCGGAGAGUGGAAGGAGGAAUGGUGGGUUCUUUGCAGAGAAUGGAAGCUUAUCGUCAGAGCCGACUGCCACCACAGGUAUUCUCUCUACAACAAGGCGUUUCAGGCUUGGAGGUCCUACCUGCUCCAGCAACGAGUGAAGGAGAUUGCCUACCGUAUUGCAGUGGCCCACGCAACUAAGCGGCAAAUCCUUGGGACUUGGCGGUGUUGGCUGAGCUACGUCGAGCUACGCAGGGUGAAGCACCAGAUGCACCGGGAGGCGCUGCAGUUCCGGCAGCAGAGCGCCCUGCGGCUCUCGUGGAGGUUAUGGCGGGAACGAUGGUGCCAGAGUCAGGUUUACCGUGGGAUGGAUAGCCAGGCCCUCCGGCAGUGGGCACUCAGCGUGCAACUUCGGGUCUGGCUGCCGUGGAAGGCGCGCUAUGCCCAGCUCCAGCAGGAGAAGGCGGCGGCCAGCUGGGCAGCGAGGUGCCUGCAGCACUGGAAGAUGCGGCAAGGCCUGGAGUCCUGGCUCCGUUACGUGAACCGGCGGAGAGAGAAGAACCGCAACAGCAGGCUGGCUUUGCAGCACCACCAUGCCCGGCUGCUCCUGGGGCACUUCUCAGCCUGGCGGCUGGCAUGGAAACACAAGAAGCAGUUGGAGCACCUUGCCCAGCUCACAGCUGGCAUAGCUUUGCGAAGGGCUUUUGCCCGCUGGAAGCUCUAUGUGGCAUUGUGUGCAGAAGCAGCAGAGCAUUACGGGCUGGCCGAGAGCCACGAUAACCGCCGCCUGCUGAGCUGUGGAUUUCGUGCCUUGCAGAGGAACGUCAGGGAAGCUUCCCUCAAGCAAGUGAGAAGGAAUUUGGCUGGUCAGCAGCGCCGAGUCACGCUCCUGUGCAGGUUCUGGGCUUGCUGGACGUCUCGCCUGGAGCAGAAGGAGGAAGAGCAGCACCGCUCCCUGGCCCUGGCAGCGGCUUCUCACCACAGCCAGGGGAUGCUGCGGAAGUGUCUGUGGACCUGGAGACAGCGAGCCUGCGGGGAAAGACACCGGAAGUUCCAGUAUGCCAAAGCCAACCAGCAUCACGAGACCAUGGUCUUGUCUGCCACCUUUCAGGCCUGGAAGCUGUUUGGAGAUCAUCAGCGCUGGUGGAGCGGGAUGAAGGGGGUGGCCGCAGGCUAUCACAGGGAGAUGUGGACCAGGCGAUUCUUUGAGAGGUGGCUUUUGAGACAGCGCGAGCAGCACGAGGGACGGGCAGCCGAGGAGACGGCCACGUUGCAUGCGGAAUGGCGGCUUUUGUCUCGGUCCUGGGGCUGGUGGCGCAGGGCAACCCUGGCCUGCCUGGAAGAGCAAGAGUGUGUCUCCCUGGCCAAGGCGCAUCACAGGCAUUGGGUCCUGCAGGCUGCUUUCCACCUCUGGAGGGAGAACGUCUGGGAGAUUAAGAGAGGGCGGGUGAAGGAGGCAGAAGCAUUGCAGUUCCAUUUUGGGAAGCUCCUGCAGCGUUCGUGGCAGAGAUGGCGACAGUACCUGAUGCAGAAGUCUGAGAAGUGGAAGAAGGUGGCGAGAGCUGAGGGGCACUACCAGCAGGCCUUGCUGGGCAGGGUCAUGGCAGCUUGGAAGGCAUAUCAGAAUAACGUUCGGCACAUCCUUCGCCAGGUGGCUAAGAAGGAGAGAGGCCACAGCCGGGAGUUGCUGCGGCAGGCGCUGCGUUCCUGGAAGGAAAACGCUGCUGGUCUCAGGCGGGAGGCAGAGGGCGCUGCUCUGGGUGGGCAUCAUUACAGAAGAGUCGUGCUCGCCAAGGUGCUGCUCCAGUGGAGGGAGGCGGCUGCGGUGCGUGCUGAUACCCGAGAACGGACGGCAGUGGCCGUGGAGGAUGCUAGGAGGCACUUGCAGUCAGCGAGGCUGCGGGGGCUGUUUCUUCACUGGAAGGAGGCCGCUGCCAGCUCUUCCCAGCUGACGGGGCGGCUAGUCGUGGCAGACCAGCACCACACGAGGCAGCUGCUCGGCAGAUGCCUGGAGAGGUGGAAGCGGUUUCAUCGCUGCUCCGUCCGGGUCCUGCUCCUGCAGAGGCAAGGGGCGCAGCUGCUGGCUCGGAGACUCUCUUCCUCCGCCUUUUCCUCCUGGAAGGUGCAGCUGGCGAACAGGCAGCAGGAGCGGCGACAGACUGUGCGGGCCCUGUGGCACUGGUCCCGGGCGCUCCAGCGGAAGGUGCUGAGCGCCUGGGGAGGCUUCACACAAGAGCGGCUGCGGAAGAAGAGCCGAAUCACACGAGCAGCUGAGAGCUACUGGGCAGAGCUGCUGCAGGAGGGGGUCAGCCGCAUCCUGAGAUAUGUGGCCGCCAUGAAGCAGCACCGAGCGCAGCUACAUGCCCAGCAUCAGCUGAAGGCUGCCUGUCGGUGUCAUCACCUGGUCUACCGUUGUGCUAUGAUGUGGAAGCAGAAGGCUCUUUGCCGAAAGUCCGGCCCUGCGCUUUCGGGCGCUCCUGGCAAGAAGCAUGUGACUUUUGAGGUGCCCAGGCCAGGCCUCAUCUCUCCUGAAGUUCCCAGAGGGAAGGUCAGCCUUUCCGGUGUGCCAAGCAACUGCCAGGCUGCUGGAGACUCCGUCCUGACAGACCUGCACGUGGCUCGCCAGGUGAGGCUGCAGCCUCGUAGACCUGAUUUUCCACCACCGUUUCCUGAGAAAAGGGGGCUGCCUCAGACAGAGACGCGCCUGGGAAGCUCAGCUGUUUCUUCGCAGCCAAUGACAGCAGGCCCCCUCUUGUCUGCCCCCCCCAGCAGCAGCAGCCCCUCGCCAUCUGUUUUCAGUGGCUGCAGUUAUUCAUCAUGUUCCUUUCCCAAAUUUGGGCCACUGCCCCGUGGGAGUCCUUGGCUGCAUGAGCCCAGCGGUGCUUUCCCAGAGCUGCAGCCCCCCUCCUCCUUCACGCUGGGGACGAAGAGGGCGAGCCUUGUCAAGACGCAGCAUUCCCCCAGCCCUCCUGCUGCAACUCCUGGCAAGGAGAGGACAGCCACCGUCUCAAGGGGACCUUUGCUUAUACCCGAAGAUUUUACUAAAAGGAGGAGUCCUGUUUGUGGAAAAGCAGGUAAUGCUGAAAUUCCAUGCCUUUCUCAAUCUGAGACACUUUCAGGAACCAAACAAAGGGAGACUGAAAUUCAACAACUGGAGGAUGAGCUCCAACUUAUUGGGCAAAAAAUGCAGCAUUACUACAACCGGCAGCAGGAACUGAAGUCAUGCCAGCGGCAAGAACGCCUCCUGUGCAAGUGGCUGGAAUUAAGAGGAGUCGAGGAACCUACAGAUGCGCAAGAAAUCCGCGAGAAGCUGAGCCAGCUGAAGAUGCAGAUGGUCACACUUGCAAGCACACUGGUAGGAGAGAGGCAGCUGAUGCAGAAGUACGUGAACCGUGUCCAGGAUAUCCAAGCUGCUCUGAAGAGUUAAGGACCUCCACCUCCUACUUGCGUGAUCACGCAGUAGAGGACAUUCUUUCUGUCCCUGGCUCCUGCACGGCCAGAGAAGCCACACCAGGGCUUAAACCAGCCGUGCACACCCCUUGGGGACCAUCAAACUGAACCACCCCAGGAAAGAGGGGACUUGCUUUUUAGAACACAUCUAGGGCACUGGACUGCAAGACAAAUGCAUUUGUUUACAUAAAGGCUUUAAAAGUCAAA